AUGGCACGUAUCUUCAUCACCGGCUCCAGCGACGGCAUUGGGCAAGCUGCCGCCAAACUCCUCUCCGAGCAAGGCCACUCGGUCGUCCUGCACGCCCGGAAUGCAGACCGCGCCGCAUCAGCACACAAAGCCGUCCCAAAAGCAGAGACAGUCCUAGUCGGCGACUUGAGUUCGAUUGCGGAAACGAAGAAACUAGCAGAGGAGGCAAAUAAGCUAUCGCCAUUCGACACGGUCAUCCACAACGCGGGCAUCGGCUACGGCGGAACCUCCAGCCAGGAGAUCACCAAGGACAAGAUCUCAGCCGUCUUUGCUGUCAACACCUUAGCCCCGUACAUCCUGACCUGCUUGAUGGAGCGGCCAAAGUCCCGACUUCUCUACAUGAGCUCGGACAGCCACUACGGCGGCGACGAGAGCUUGAAAAACGCCACACAGUCCCACUCGUACGGAAACAGCAAGCUGCACGACGUGAUGCUCGCAAACGCAUUCGCGCGACGGUGGGGGAAUGAAAUCCAGGUCGUCAGUAUGCACCCCGGCUGGGUACGGACCAAAAUGGGAGGCAGCAUGGCGCCCGGCGGCUCAGACAAGCCGGCCAAAGCACUGGCCGAGUGGGCGGUCGGAAAGGGGCCCCUGGCGAGUCUGAAGAGCGGUGCGUUCUUCACGACGAGCGGCGAGGAGUCUGCCCAUCCUGGGGCUGGCAAGGUCGAGAAGCAGGAGGAGUUGUUGGGGAUUUGCAGGGAGGUGUCGGGGGUUGGGGUUGGGGUUGGGGAGUCAGGUUAA
Aspergillus mulundensis is the source of this 777-nucleotide messenger RNA. RefSeq lists its product as uncharacterized. Bases 1 to 777 code for a protein of 258 amino acids. The transcript has a single exon. NCBI's taxonomy places the organism in Eukaryota, Fungi, Ascomycota, Eurotiomycetes, Eurotiales, Aspergillaceae. The record is from RefSeq and is a predicted model, not a curated record.